Penicillium daleae is the source of this 579-nucleotide messenger RNA. RefSeq names its product Secreted thaumatin-like protein calA. Lineage: Eukaryota; Fungi; Ascomycota; Eurotiomycetes; Eurotiales; Aspergillaceae. Bases 1 to 579 code for a protein of 192 amino acids. The transcript has a single exon. The record is from RefSeq and is a predicted model, not a curated record.
AUGGCAUUCCUUAAGAAGCUCACUAUCCUCGCCGCCAUCACCUCCUUGGCCUCGGGCCUUCCUACUGGAAUUCGUCCCACGGCUACCGUGACUCUCGCCCCAAUCGCUACCACUACUGCCAUUGCAACCUCCACCAUUGCUGCUAGCAGCAGCGGCAGCGGCAUCAACAUCGUCAACAACCUCAAUCAAACCGUUUACCUGUGGUCGACAUCUGACACCAGCGGCGACAUGCAGACCCUGACCGCCGGCGGUGGUACCUACACCGAGCAGUGGCGCACCAACUCCGACGGCGGCGGUAUCUCCAUCAAGAUGGCCACCACUACUACCGAGAGCAGCGUCUUGCAGUUCGAAUACACCGAGAGCGAUGAUACUCUCUGGUGGGAUCUCUCAUCGAUCAACCUUGACAAGGACUCGGAGUUCAUUUCGGCUGGCUUUGCUGUGGCCACCAAUGACUCGAGCUGCUCUUCUGCGUCGUGUGCUGCUGGUGAUACCGAUUGCUCUAAUUCUUACCAGCAGCCUGAUGAUGUGGAUACUCGUAGCUGCUCGUCUUCUGCGGCGUUUACUAUGACCUUGGGUUAA